AUGACCAUAUUCAAGGCAAUAACUGCAGUGCCUAAUGCCUGUGACACUGUUGCCACAAUCUGUUCAGGCUCAAACUGCCUUGUUCCUCCCGGUGACUUUAAUGCAAUACUGGGCCUGGUGUUGAGUACAGUGCUCACCGUAAUGCUUGCCAUGGUCAUGUUUUCUAUGGGUUGCACUGUGGAUGCCGAAAAGCUGUGGGGCCAUAUCAAGAAACCCUGGGGCAUCAUCAUCGGCUUCCUCUGCCAGUUUGGCAUCAUGCCUUUCACAGCCUUUGCCUUGUCACUGGCCUUCGGCGUGCUGCCUGUGCAGGCCGUUGUCAUCAUCAUUAUGGGCUGCUGUCCUGGAGGUUCCGGCUCCAACAUUAUCUGCUACUGGCUGGAUGGAGACAUGGACCUAAGUAUCAGUAUGACAGCCUGUUCCUCUAUCCUGGCCUUGGGAAUGAUGCCUCUUUGUCUGCUCAUUUACACCUCCAUCUGGACUUCCAACAGUACAAUUCAGAUCCCAUAUGACAGUAUAGGUAUCACUCUAGUGGCCCUUCUUAUCCCAAUUGCUGUGGGAAUAUAUGUUAAACACAAGUGGCCUCUCGUAGCAAAAAAGAUCCUCAAGGUAGGGUCCAUUGCAGGAUUUGCUCUCAUUCUCAUCAUAGCUGUGGUUGGAGGAAUUCUUUACCAGUCCUCCUGGAACAUUGCUCCCUCCCUUUGGAUCAUUGGAACUAUCUACCCCUUUGUUGGUUUCAGCCUGGGGUUCUUCCUGGCCCGCUUUGCAGGUCAACCCUGGUUCAGGUGUCGAACCAUUGCAUUGGAGACAGGUUUCCAGAACUCCCAGCUGUGCAGCACCAUUGUCCAGCUGUCUUUCAGCCCUGCUGAGUUGGAGGUCAUGUUUGCGUUCCCCCUAAUCUACAGCAUCUUCCAGCUAGUGGUGGCAGUCAUAUGUGUGGGAGGAUACCAGGCAUAUAAAAAGUCAUGUCGCCGUAGUUCAGAAGAUGCAAACAGUGAAGCUCCAUCCCUGGAAGCUGGCGACGGUGAACCAUCAAAAGGGAAGGACUAUGCUGUGGAAAAUAGUGCCUUUGAGUUGGAUGAGAAUGGCAACAGCGAAGAGAAGGGUGGGGAUAUUAACAGGAACACCCAGUUCUGAAAUUAAAGACCUGCACACAGACUCCCGACUAUCAGUAUUAACAUUCAGGGCCACAGCUCUACAGAAAACAGCAGGCUAACUUAACUGAACACACAGUGCACUCUGCAGGCCAAAGGUGUGCACUACAGACACUGUUCUUAUCAGUUUUGGACAGUUUAGCAAAAACACGGAUGCCCAAAUGUCUUCCCUGGUAUGUCUAAAAUUAACUUCAAGGAGGGCAGUGACUAACGUAACAUAAUACAUUGCAUUGUAUAAUGUUGUAUUGUAUUAUAUUAAGAUAUGAGGCCCUCCUUUUCCGUAAUUUAUUAAUAUAUAAUUAUUUAAAACAAUUUUACUCUGUACGUUCUGUCAGAAUGCCUGUUGUGCAUGAUCAACACAUUUACUUGUAUCUAUUUAUAUGUCUUAUCAAUAAUUCAAACAAAAUAUUUAAUGCUGUUUAUGUGGAUUACUCAGAUAUCCAUAUACAUAUAUUUACUGUAGUUUGUGCUGAAUGGUGUAAUAUAAAACUGAACUGAGAACUGAGAUUUAUUUUGUCACAAUAUAACCGGUGAUAGAGUGAAAUUAAGUUUGUUUAGAAUGCUCUCGUGACAAUCAUAAUGUAGCUGAUAAGAAACAGACGUGACGAAGUGUCACAUGGGGACAGCCAGUGUUUCACAGUUUUCAUACCCACUGACAGAACAUAGUAGUUGAAAUAUAAAUGUUGAAAAAAAUAAAAGGUUUAUUUAUUUUUUAUCCUUAUUGUGUUUUCUACCCGCGACCCUGUACGCAGAAGAAGCGGUUGACGAUGGAUGGAUUGUGUUUUGUGGUGUAGCAGAUGAAGUCAGUGGUUGUUACAGACCAGCUUUGGCGCUUGGGCCCUGAUACAAACUUCUUUUGUGUGUUCUCUGUUCUAGUACUUGUAGAUUUAUAGAAGUAAGAACAGGACUUAUCAUGUUUUGAGACUCAUGAAAUGCUGUGUUUUUCUGAGAAUGACCGAUUCUUAGCAUUUUAAACCAAGAAAGGUAGUGGUUUUAAAUAUCUGUCCAAAUGGAAGAAACAGGGAUACGUUCAUCACAGUAUAUUUAUAACUAAUUUAUUAGUCCUCUGUAGUGUGUAAAUGUGAAAAACACAGACUUCAAAAUUCAAAUGCAUAUUUCACAAUACUUGAUUGCUAUUCUUCUAUUUUAAUUUCAGUAGUUCAUCUCUGUGCUUCCCUAUUUACCCCUAUUAUUUUGGAAA
Micropterus dolomieu (smallmouth bass) is the source of this 2352-nucleotide messenger RNA. RefSeq names its product solute carrier family 10 member 2 (gene slc10a2). Lineage: Eukaryota; Metazoa; Chordata; Actinopteri; Centrarchiformes; Centrarchidae. The record is from RefSeq and is a predicted model, not a curated record. Gene Ontology annotation, molecular function: bile acid:sodium symporter activity. The coding region runs from base 1 to 1134 and encodes 377 amino acids. Gene Ontology annotation, cellular component: apical plasma membrane. The transcript has 6 exons. Gene Ontology annotation, biological process: bile acid and bile salt transport.